AUGGGGAUCUGUCCAGCCUCUGUCGGUCUUGGAAAUAUUCCCAAACUGAUCUUACAGCAAAAUGACAGUGGAAGCGAACAUGUCAAUCCGCUGUUGGAAAGUUUGAAGUCGCUAGUUGUGAAUUAUAUUGCCGUUGACAGUCCUCCUCCAAUUGACCCUGAUCAGGACGUCAUUGGUCGAAUCAUUUUUUCAAGUCCUGAAGCUUGCUCUCCGGUUGACGUUGAAAAGGCUGCAGCGUAUUAUUGUGCACGUAUUCGUGAGCAAGCGAUGGCGGCGUGGAUACGAGCUUUUGCAAUUUUUUACAAUGGGCAGAAGGAGCGACAAAUAAUGCUGGUAACAAAGUUGGCUGAGUGCCACAAGCUUGCCCGAACUGGCGAGCAAAAUGUUGAGUGGAAGUUUCACCAGGUAGACCUUCUGUGCGCUCGAUUGGCAUUGCCGGAUAUGGCUCAGCAUUUUGUGCCCACUUGUGUCGAUAUUGUCGAACCCGACACUAAAUCUGAGCGUGGGCAGAAAAAUCAAAGUGAAUGUGACUCUUGCGUGAAACCAAUCGACGAUGGUGCUCUUCAAAUUGCCACAUUAAAGACAGGAAAGAACAAAGCAAAGUGGAGUACAGCUGUAAUUCGUGCUUCGCUUGACUCAGGAUCUCUGAGUGCGCGUUGUCUCUACGACUACAUAUCGGGGCACGGACCUCCUGGUCUUUUGGAUGCGAUAAUGGAGAGCCCUGGCGGUGUCUUAAGUGAUGAUGCGUUAAACGCUGACACUUUGGCAAAUGCAUACGAGGAAAUGCGAGAUAUGGGACGAAGGCAACGAGAUGAGGCUUUGGACUGCAUUAAUUCUUUGUCUAGUCUGAUUGAUUUGCUGCGCGAAAGCAUUUUGUCUCCAGGGUGGCACAACUUUUCUUUUACUGACAGCUACGAAUUGAUACACGCCCCGUUGAUACCACUUCUUGAGAAUGCGGACGAUUCUUCACGACGACUAAACCUGAAUGCUAGAAUCGUUCUGCUCCGAUCAAUUCAGGACUUGAUGAUCCAACGACUUGGUGGCUCUCGUGGUGAUGAGCCUCCCGCUCUAGAGUUUGAUUCAUCGCGGUGCGCUGAAACGAUGACGCUUUCUGAUGGAAACCGAACUGCAAAGCAAUACACAGCAAAGCAGUGGGGGAUGGUGAUGGCCACCACGGGUUGCCCCCCUAACACCGGCAUUCAUGAAUGGGGCGUUCGUCUCGACCGUUGCGAGAAAGGACAUAUUUUCCUUGGUGUGUGUACCAGGGAUGCAUCCGUGGCAACUUAUGUUGGUGGUGACCGGCAGGGAUGGGGUCUCAUUGGAACCCGAGCACUCUGGCACGCUCGAAGCAAAGUACGCGGCGAUUACGGUGACGGUUUUACCACGGGCAGUGUUGUCCGAGUUCGAUUAAAUACGGAUAGCGGGGCGCUGUCUUUUGGAGUUGGUGAUAGUGAAUGGGGCAUUGCUUUCGACGGUCUAACGCAACACGGUACCUUGUAUCCAGCAAUUGGUUUGUAUCAACGAGAUGAUCAAGUUACAAUUUUGCCAGUACAACCGACAGUAGAUUCGUCUGUUGUUGCAUCACCAAGAGGCGAAGUGUUGGAGCACAAAGGUGUUGUGAUUCCUGCUGUUCUCAAGCCUUUCUUACACCAUGCGGGAGCUCUAUUGGAAUCUUGUUGCACGUUUUUGUCGAGCCCAGCGCUGAAUGAUUUAAACAUGGCGUCGGAGCAGUCGGAAGGUCUUAGUGUAAGGCCGAAAGUCGACCGUAUUCGUGACUACGAGCGCUUGGUGUCCUCGUACCCACUACUGUUUUCGAUGGUGACCCCGCUAAUCAGUUCCUUAAGUCUUACUCAAAACUAUCACGGUUUGACUUCGACGCUAGCUAUGACUUUUGUACCCUGGUGUAUUCGUACAAUACAAUGCGUUGAGCGUGUAAACCAAGCGCUUCGAGCACUGUCGUCGUAUAAUCAAGACGAAGACGACGUUUCUCCUGGAAAUCUUGUGCUUAGCGUUGCUGGGGAGUGGGAAUUGAAGAGUAUGGCAGCUGGAAACAUCCCGGCCCAGCAAUAUCAUCUCACACUUUCUCAAGACAAAGACGGAUCGAUGCAUGGACGCAGCAGCGGCCCUUUUACCACGGUGACGCUAAAUGGUAUUGCUCGGGGUACCAAGGUAUCUUUUGUAGAAACUUGGCGCCAAGGAGGAACAUGCUUGGUCGAAGGGCGUCUUCGUGCUGAUGGAGCCGUAUUCACAGGCAGCUAUGAAGACACUAAGAGCCAUACAAGCGGUUGUCUAGUCGGAAACAAAACAUCACAAAAUUCCAAAAUGAAGGACACGGAUGAUCGACAGUGGGUGAGCAAUCAGCUCGUUAUCGUGGAAAUGGUAGUUGCGAACUUGCUGGGCUACUUUGGCCAUGCAUUGACCAGUUUGGAAAAUGACGAUCUACUUAUCGAAAACGUGAAUGCGACUGUUUUCAAUCUGAAUGAUGCUGACAGUAGUGACGAUGGCGACAGUGACAACGUAUAUAAGUUGUCAUCCUCAGAAUGCUCGAUUGAUGAAUAUGACGAAUGGGUUAGCAGUAACUUGCUAGAGGGUGGACUACCUUUGCACAGCAUUCAAGCGCACUUGAAGAGUGUGCUCGAGCGGUGCUCAGAAAUGACUGGUUUUGGCUCUACCAUAGCUGCAAGCUCUUUGCCUAACCUCGCCGAAGCUACCAAAACUUGGAUGGAGUUUGUGUUGCCCAAGACGAUUUCAGCUACGCUUUCCAACGUCGGCAGCGUACCGGCUGGUGGGGCUCGCGUCGGCAACGCUUUCUUGAAGAAUUUAAUUGAAAACCGUGGCGAGGCAGCUGCAUUGGAUGGGUGGGUAUCUAAGCAUGUCGGGGAAUCACCGUUUGUACGACUAGGAGGGGAGUCAAUGAAGGCCACCCGACGUACCGUUUGCGCGGCCAUGAUAUGGCAUAGUGGAUUUUUGAGUUCAAUUAAGAUGCACAUUGAUAAUUUGCAUAGCAACUUCACGGAAAGCGAUGUUCGGCCGCAUGACAACUUGAUGCAAAUAUGGCGAGCUGCUCAGAGAGUCAUUGAGUGGGCGAUCCGAGCAAAAAAUUCUAUGGGGUCUUCGUAUACCGUCGUGGCUGGUCUGGUCAUUCGAAAAGCUCAGUUCUUGCUCGAGAUUGAACCCAGUGCUAAAGCUUUGGCGGCUGCCGAGGCUGUGUUUGCGCUGAUGACAGUAGACAGCGGUGUUCAGAAGAUAGCAUCCAAGUCAGCAGUAUAUGAGUGCGCUGAACGUAUCUACAGCGAUGUUCUAGUACAAGUUGCACGUUUUGUGGAAUCUCCUAUACGCGUGUCAUCGCUGCAAUCAAGAAUGCUAGGAAACUGCACUGCAGCAUUCCUGCGAACAAUCGGCAUGCUUUCCUUCAGACAUUUCGUCGGUGACUCAGGCAGUAAGCACCGUGGUGUUUUGGCUACAGAACGUCACCAAAUCAUCCAAUCUUCGUUCGCAUUAUCUAGUGCGCUACAGUGGCUGUCCCCGACGCUAGCUGAUUGUAAAGCCAACGGCGGUCGUGGCAACUCGCUGGGCAAAGACUUUGGGGACUUCAGUGCUAGUGUAGUUCCAGCAUCUACAACCUCAACUCACGCCACUACCGAAUCGUCUUACUACCUGAGCGGUCUGGGCGGCUGUGGAAAGCAUCUCAAUAAUGACCUCAGGGCAUCUUUUGAGUCAUUGUACGGAUACCUGAGCGCGUCCUUAUCCACGGCGACAUGGGCUCGUGAUGCUGACCUGCAACUUGUCAUUUUAUUGGCGUGGGGGAUCAUCAUCCAGCCAGAUGACCAUUCAUUCUUGUCGCGCGUUGGCAUUUUCAGAGUGCUGCAAACUGUCUUGGACCAGGCUCGUGGAUCCAGUGGAAUGAGCUUAACCGAAACUCCACCUGGUUCAUGGCAGAGUUCUCCAAAAGAUGCAAUUUCAAUUACUGAGAACAAGAAGAAUAUUGUCCAGGCUGCAUUGAAAGUGGUACACCUGCUGGCUGCACAAGUUGCCCAUGCCAGUGACACAGCAGAUGGCCUCUUAAGCGCCUCAGAUCUUCCGUCGACUCCAGGUCUUAGUUUGGGUUCUAUUCCGCUGCUGCGCAAGCCGUCAGGCCCCGAAACGCUCGGAAAGUCCGUAUUCCACAUGCUCUACACAGAGUUGAAGAACUCUUUGGAAGAUAUGCGGCGUAACCGGGUAAAUUUGAACGUAGACGCUCCACCGACCGCGCUUAUGACUGAUCCGACACAGUCAAGCGAUCCAAGUGCGUCUGGGACAGAAACCAGCUUUCGAGAAGGUCUGGAUGAUGCUCAAGAGUACUGCUACCAGAUAUGCUCACUGCUGUACUCGGUGAGUAACUCACCUGUUUGCAGAUCGCAUCUUUCAUCAUCUCGAUGGCUUCGCUUGUUACUUGCUCUCGUCGACGUGAACUCGCCGCAGAUACAGCGCCGCAUUCUAAAAUUGCUUCGUCGUUUACUUCCAUCGCUCGACCCGUCUUCUAUUCGAGUUCGAUACGACGAGUUUGAAAGUUUUGACAUGGACAGUGACGACGAGUUUGACGCUGAUGGCCAAGAUGAGCUAGAUCAUGCGACUACUUUGAUUAAUUUCCUUGUGGGAAUUGUGGGAAUAAAUAAUCCUCCAAGUGUCGCUGAAGCAAUGCUUCGUCGGCACAUAGAUUCCAAUGGAGAAGGUCUGACGAUCCCGGUUCUAAAUUCUGGAUUCAACGCUGGAGGUCUCGCUGCCGAAGUAGUGCUACUUCUUCGUUCGCUGUACGAGUCGAAUAAGUGGACUGCAUAUUUGAACCGUGCUAUCGCCGACGCACUUGCCUCGAUUCCUCUUUCCUGUGUCACAGAGCAAGAAGGAGCCAUCAUAGAUACAGCUGAUUCCGAUGUGGAAAUGGAAGACAUGUCAAAGGAAAUGCCGUCACUUGAAAGCUGGACAACACAAACGGGAAGUUAUGUCAAGGCCUUGUCUGCGCUAUGUAUUCUCGAUGGCCAUAUUGAAGGCCUUCACGUUGGCGGAUCAGUUAAAAUUAUACCUCGAUCUGGAUCGUCCUUGCAAGAAACCGCUUUCCGAGGGGCAAGAGGUGUAAUUGUUGCCUACGAGCCGGAGAAGUCGGCAGCCGAAGUACUCUUGCGUGGAAGCCGCGCAGAUGAGACCACUACUCAACAACAAUCAUUGCUUUCAAGUCGUUCUAUACCGACACGUCCGAUUCGUGUACCUAUUGAUGAUCUGCUGGCUGUACCAGAGGUUGAACUGCCAAACAAUGCAUUUUCGGAUACAGUGCUGCAAUGUUUACUCGCCGAACGUUUUCCGUACUUUUUGGCGGAAGUCAAGAAGAGUUUUCUGGAGGUGAGUGUCGUUGAUGCUCUCAACGAGGCAGACGAGGAUGGCGGUAAUGACGGAGAUAGCGAAGAUGACGAUGACAUGUCCAAUGAUGGUUCGUCCUCGCCAUCGGCGAUGGAUAGCGAAAUGCCCAGUGGAACUUGCGUUGACGAAUCGGAUUCUGACGCAAAUGUGUCCCCCUGCCAUCAGAAAAAUGGCGAUGAAUCCAAUUUGCCCACAGAACCUACUGGCAUUAUAGCAGAGAUGGAGAAGGAGUCGCGACUUCAUCGAAUGCUGCUGUGUCAGCAUGGUCUUCGUGCUGCUGCUACGUUGCUGAAGAAUGACUAUUGCGCUGCAACCUUCAUCCGUGGUGUUGGACCUACUGGUUUGAAGGACUUGCUGACGGUUGCAAUUUCUGAGACACCUACAACAGCAGGAGUUGGAGACAUUUCCUCGCUUGAGGAGAGUUGGCUGAUGUUGUGGUCCCGUUGGUAUGCAAUUAGAAGUGCUCAUGUAGCACCAUCACGCCCUGCUGACAAUACAGAAGGCAAAAACAAAACAAGCAGCGCUGAAGAAGCUGACAACUCGCCGGGUCCAAUGGUCCAACAGAUGAUGGAGAUGGGAUUUCCAAAGGAAUGGUGUGAUGUUGCUUUGGCUCGUUGCUCUCAGAAUGUUGAAGCUGCAAUUAAUUUCUGCUUCGAGCAUAGCAGUGAUAUGGAGCGUCUUGUUGCGGAGUACUGGUCAAGCCGAGGAUCUGGUGAAGAGCGAAGCUCGAAAAUGACGCAAAAAGAUGACUUUGAAGCUAUCAGUCCGUUAUUGGAACAGUUGUCCGAGAUGGGGUUCCCUUCCAAUUGGUGCAAAAAGGCUCUGGCUGCAAACAGAAAUAAUGUGGACGCAGCAUUAACAUGGAUCUUAUCUAAUGGCGAGGCUUUGGAGGCAGAAGAUCGACGAGAUGAAGAUGCAAAGCUUCGCGCUUCUGGUGGAGACGCAGCAGAUGUAAACGUUUCAAAUGCUAUCCUCGAAGGUGAAGAUACUGUGCUCAUGCCAAACCCACUUCGAGCUGUAAGUGGCCAAGCUUGUAUCGGUGAGCACGAUUUUAUGGUAGAAGGCCUGGUUGGUGGUGGAUUUGCUAGUGUUGGCGCACCUGACUGCCUUGUUUCGAGCGGGCGAUGGUACUACGAAGCUAUUCUUCACACCAACGGUUGCAUUCAAAUCGGAUGGGCUGACGUGGCGUUCUGCGGUGCAGCUGAUCGUGGAGAUGGUGUUGGGGACGGUGCACAUUCAUGGGCGUAUGACGGCUGGAGACAACAACGAUGGCAUGGAUGUUCGUCGUCAUGGGGUUCUAAGUGGAAACAGGGUGACGUCAUUGGAUGUGGAAUCGAUGCAGAUGCAGGCACCGUCAUUUUUAGUUUAAAUGGCAAGAUGCGUUCUGCCAACAUGGGUGUCGCUUUCAGAGCUAUUCACUUCGCCCGCGGAGUUUACCCGUGUGCAAGCUUUAAUCGGCGAGAGCGGUUGCAAUUUAAUCUUGGUGGAUCUCCGUUCAAGUAUCCGCCUCCGCCCGGUUUUCAGCCUAUCUUGAACGUGCUAAGUGACACCUACGACCUUAGCUCUGUGCCUAAGGGGUUUGAUGUGAUUGGAUCCCGAGAGGAUUGCCUGGAAGAAAGCAUGGGCGAAGAAAAUUACUCGAACGACACCAGGUACUUCGCAAGGGACAUGCAUCCAUCCAUGCUUCGGAGUUCAGGCCACAGCCGCAGCAGUGGUUUCGCGUCUAGCUCCGGCAUGACGAAGGCGGAUACAUUGGCUGAUAUCAAAGCACUUCCCGAUAAUCGGGUGUAUGUCGAGCUGUUGGUGGUCACACGCUCGCUUGCAAUCUUGCAGGCGAGGCGGGCGCUCCUGACUUUGCUUGCCAAAUGGCCUACAACAAUAGUUGGCCCAUUCUCCGUUGCAGCGUUUUUAUCAGGCGAUGUCGCGUUACGUACCGCCACUGAUACUGAGGAUUCGUCGAGGUUCAUCGACUUUAUAAAGCUCAUUGCGAGUAUGAGUGCGCUUCACGUAUCCAAUGCACUACCGAGUGCGUCGCUGACGCUAACCGACGGUGACGCUCUCCAUCUACUUGAUUGUGGUGCCACUGGUCGAUUUGCACUAGGCUUGCUUUCUGGAGUCGUGAAAUCGGCAUUGGAUGACGCUCUCUUAACAAUUGCGUCAGGAGUGUGCGAUCGCAACCCCCUGGUGGAUACGAUUCUCUCCUGCAUUUCCUCAGAGGUUAACAGAGCUUCCCAACGCCAGUACGCUAGAAUUCCAUGGAAUUCAUCCGAAGCUGCUAUUACUGCAACCCUUUUACAGAUUACAGCCGAAGCAGGCCAGACGUGGUCCGAUAAAGAGGUACUGAUCCAUCCCAACCUUUUCCUUGCUGAUUGGAUCAGUGGCUUGUUGCUGGAGUCGUUGGAGAAGCACAAGGAACAGCUUCUAUCACCCACACGCGAUCAAAUCCGGCAACAGUUACUGCUAGCUUGGAUUUCAUCGCUGAAGUCUCCUAGCAUGUGCGUCAAAGAACGUGGAGCAACCGUCCUUGGGGGUAUUCUACAAGAUAUCCUACCAAAGACAAGUGGGUAUGUUGAUGCAAUUGAAACUGGUGGCAUUGAUGAUCAAGCCAAGACACGAUUGACGAUGGCCUUGGAUGUGCUUCCGUUACAACGACUUGUCGACCUCUCGCAGGAACGAAUCUUUCGCGAGUAUCCCAACAUGCCGGUGUGUUCCAAGUACGUUCAAAGCAUGAUAGAGCUUGUUUCUGCUGCUGGUUUAGCCAUGAGUGCAGUGGGACAGUCUACCGAUAAGCUGUUUCGAAGCAGCUCAUCCCAGCUGCAGGCUUGUAAGCAAAUUGAAGCCGACCUGAAGCCGAUUCAUCAGAAGGAAUUUGAGGAAGUGAUGGCCGCGAGGAAGAUUGUGCAGGCACAACAGGCUGCCGAAGAAGCCGUGAAACAGGAGAAACUUGCUGCAGAGCGCGCAGCAGCUGUGGAUGCAGGAGUUGAUGGUGACUCAACCUCAAGUCUAAAUGAUUCGAGCACAACCACCGGCGUCGGCGAUGCUACAGCCCAAGGCGUUGACGAAGAAACUAACGCGAGAAGGAGCAGUGGUGCUACAAACAUGGAAGUCGACAACAGUGACUCCGAAGAGGCUCCGGAUAUCACGCUAUCCGCGAUUGCCAACAUGGUAACCGAAGAUAGCGAUGUACUGGCAGCAACUGCUGCUAUUGCUGCAGUCUCUGGCGAUCGUCUAGCCGCCAAAGGGCCAGGGAGACGAACAAAACUUCCCAUGCCUGAGCUACUUCAGGAAAAGGCUGACACAACGUUUGAGUUUCGCUUACCUGAGAAAGAUCCUGUCUUGGAUACGUCUUUGCUGAACAUGCAGGAAAAAGACGUUCUGGAAGCUGCGAAAUGUGGCAUUAUGGGGGAAGAACUGAGCGGCUGGAAACAUGGCAAUGACGUAGGAGUUCUUACUGAUGCACACACACAGCUCUGGAGUGGUACGCUGACGCAAUUUAGACUACGGCAGAAGCAAGAGGAAAGCAACCAACCCGACUUGAAGGUUGGGUGCAAGGUUAUUCGCGGACCCAAUUGGAAAUGGCGCGACCAAGAUGGCGGUGAAGGCAGCGUAGGUAUAGUUGAGGGUGUGUCACCAUGGAGCGGCGUGGAUGGUGAGGGUAUGUCAGUGCGUUGGCCGAACGAUUCGUUGUACACGUACCGCUGGGGAGCAGAUGGUAAUUUCGACUUGAUUCACGUGGAAGUGGAUGAAGAUGGCAACAUCACGCACCAACAUGCUACUCCAAAAGCGAAGCAAGAGGAUGAGGGAUCGUUCGGGUCUGAGCUACAUCUUGGUGUGCUGCUGUAUCUGUCUGUUGACGAAGACGCUAUGUCUACUGCUGACGCCGAGGCUGUGAAGGUGGCUGGCUGGAUGGAGUGGCCAGACUACGGGGCUGCUGUUCGUGUCGUUGGCCUACAAUAUACUGAUGGAUCGGUAUGCGUACAAGAGUUGAAGCUAACACGCGGCAACCCCGACAUGGGAUGGACGCUUCGCUUUGGAACGGAAAAAUGGCAACCUGGUACGAAGUACAUGUUGCGCCCGCUUAAGACGUGUGACUCGUCUGGGACAGCAUCUCCGGUAGAUACGCUUCAUGGUGAUUACUCGCACUCUGGGGUAAAGGAUGGUGAACUUGUCGAAAUCCGUGGAGAGCUGCAGGUAUCGACGAAGUAUUUGUUUACGAUGGACCACUACAACCACUUUCCAACAAUUGGGAUUUCGUCUGAUGGACUGUCAGUAACGUGUAACAGUGGUGAAUCGCGAAACCUUGCGCUUGGAACGGUGGGGUUUACCACGGGCAUACACUAUUGGGAGGUUCACGUAGAGCAAGCAGAGUUUGGUAGUGUGUUUAUCGGUGUGUGCGAAAAAGCAGGUCCACCAGGCUCCCAGGCUGCGCUAUCCAGCCGCUUGAACAGAUGGCACGGAUGGGGCUUUGUAAACUUCCGUGCAACAUACCACAACAGUACAGAGCGGAUCUACGGUGACCACUUCAACGCAAGUGAUACCAUUGGUGUUCGGCUUGAUAUGGAGCAAGGGAAGUUGUCAUUCUUUAUGGAUGGAAUAAAGUUUGGCGAGCAUAUCGUAUCCGAUUUGGGCGUCGCAUUCGAGAAUAUGAAGGGCGAGCGCAAUUCAUGUACACUGUACCCGUGUAUUGGUAUGCGAAAGGGAGGCGAUCGCGUCACGUUAAACCAAAAGUGGGUCUCGAUGCCUGGGGUAUCUCCACGUCAGAUCCUUUCGGACGCUAUAGAUGUCAGCAAGGCCUUGCAUUCCUGGUAUGUUGCGAUUCAGCAAGAAAAAAGUGCAGCCACGUUUAGGUCAUCAGCUGGAUCCUCCUCUCCAAAGGCGGAAGCAGCCCCAGCACACAUACAUGCAGAUACUCGUGUGAAGCUGCCGACAAAACUGCUUCGGGAGAGCUGGUUAGAGUGGAAGCGUUGGAGCGGCAAGCACUGGCAACGGUGUCAUGUGCGACCACGAGGGAUCUCUGUUGACUUUGAUACGUCUCCUGCUGCGUGCAUCCGUGUCAGCAAUGCUGCUGGCCUAGGCGCUCCAUUGUUGGCCGGUGAUCGCGUUCGCAUGUGCAUCAAGUGCGGGCAAGAGUUGAAUCAACCUGAAGAAGCUGUUAUAUUGGGUGUGUACCGCGGCUUCCUUUGGUACCGUACCGAAACACAAGGAAACGAAGGUGCCGAUGAAGGACGAGCAUGGGCCUGGUAUUGGUCUCCAAAUGAACUGCCAGAGCUUCUUUUGAUUCGUCGAGACGGCAAGGAUAUGACUCUAAUCGAGAACAGCGCAAUGGAUUUGACAGACAAUAAAAGUGCGCGUGAGCUCAGUCCGUUUAAGCCCCGUUCGACACUAGAAGAGCGUGCAAGGACAGAUUUUAAUGCGUUCGUAGAGCUAGCAACACGAGCGCAUUCAACCGCAUCGGACAUGCAAUUGGUAGAGCGACUAAAUGCCUAUUGUGCAGCAAUCGGGUUGGACGUGACGAAUCUCAAUAUCGUGGAUGUUGUACUUCCAGGAGAGAUGGAAGAAGACGACAGCAAUACAAGUGCAGCGUCCGGACGUUCUCGGGCACGUUCACUGGUUGUUGAUGACUAUUUCACAUCACCGGCACUGAAAAAUAUUACUGGCCCCGAGUUGCGAGCACGCACUGCAGUACUAAGGGUGCUGAACAGCAAAAUUCUUCGCGUGCUUCCGAUCAUUGCAAUCCAGCCGGACGAUGGAAGUAAUACUCAGCCGAUCGAAGUCUCGGACAGUACCGGGAGUGGCAGUACUUCCGCCAAGCGAUUAGCUUUUUCGACGAGUCUGAAAUUACGUUCACUCCGACGAUUAGUGUUCACGAGCACGAAGCGAGCCUUUUGGGACGACGUUCUACGGGCGACGACAACAAGUACGCCACUACCAUCCGACGAAUACGAAGAUCCGCGUGAGAUUCGCGUUAUUCGGAUCAACCGAAUUCAAGCACAAGCGUCAAAGCUAAGUUUGCUUUCUCAACCGGGUGACCGAUUGCGUCGUUCAGUAUUCGGUCAACUUUACCGAGAAAUGCGCGCAUGGAGUGACAGCUUUUUCCGCCGUGCCUACUGCGGAAAGGGUCACGGUGGCCAGCGGCGUGCUUUCAAGGUUAAAUUUUUAGGUGAGGGUGUGAACGACUACGGUGGACCGUAUCGUGCGGUCUUUGAACAGAUUGUUGACGAGCUGCAGAUGGACAAUGUGGAGUUAGCGCAGGGCGAACAGGGCUUGCUGCCACUGCUAAUACCGUGCCCGAACCGCCGUAGCGCGACAGGCAGCAACCAGGACAAGUUCUUGUUGAAUCCAUCGUGUGGCACUGCCUUGUUAGCAAACGGACCCAUGGCACUAGAUUUGCAUCGUUUCCUGGGAAAACUGAUUGGCACAGCAGUACGUCAUGGUUUGCAGAUGGGGCUAGAUUUACCUUCACUUGUUUGGCGACCGUUGGCUGGACUUGAGGUCAACCGAGCACACCUUGAGAGCGUCGACGUUGCGGUGGCUAACAAUUUGAAGUGCGUUGAGGAACUCAAAUUUGAUACUGAGACAGCAGCUCAGGACGGAGAAGAGGUGCUAGGCUAUUUGACCUUAUCAACCACAUUGAGUGAUGGCAUUGAGGUCCCAUUGGUUCCCAACGGCGAAAAGAUGUCGGUGACCCUGGCAAACCGUGAGCUGUAUGUGCAGCUCGUAGAGAACACGCGGCUCACAGAAAGUAGCCAACAGCUCGCGGCACUCAAGGACGGACUGGCGUCUGUGCUUCCAAUGGAGCUGUCGCCGUUGUUUACGCCGCGUGAACUCGAAGUGCUGAUCUGUGGACGCCGCGAAGUCGACGUAGAUCUGCUCCAGCAAUGCACAGAAUACAGUGAGGGAGCUGAUGAGACGAUGCCGCACGUGCAACACUUCUGGGAGGUGUUGCGUGAAAUGACAAGCGAGGAGAGGACAUCCUUCUUGCGUUUCGUAUGGGCGCGAAGUCGUAUGCCCAACAGCGCCAAGGACUUUCCCAUGAACUUUAAGCUACAGGCUGCUCACGACCCAGGCGCUGUCGGCCACCCCGAUCAGUAUCUACCUCAUGCCCAGACGUGCUUUUUUGCGUUGCGGCUCCCGACGUACACAAGCAAAGAGGUGUUGCGGACGAAAUUGCUGUAUGCGAUUCAGAACUCACCCAACAUGGACGCCGAUGUGCGACUGCAUAAUGCUGAGGGGUGGGCUGACGCCUAA
Messenger RNA from Peronospora farinosa, 12639 nucleotides. Lineage: Eukaryota; Oomycota; Peronosporomycetes; Peronosporales; Peronosporaceae. The record is from the annotation of a GenBank genome assembly.